This is a messenger RNA of Manduca sexta (tobacco hornworm), 2514 nucleotides long. RefSeq names its product unc-112-related protein. Gene Ontology annotation, cellular component: cell-substrate junction. The record is from RefSeq and is a predicted model, not a curated record. Gene Ontology annotation, molecular function: integrin binding. Lineage: Eukaryota; Metazoa; Arthropoda; Insecta; Lepidoptera; Sphingidae. The coding region runs from base 190 to 2358 and encodes 722 amino acids. The transcript is spliced from 12 exons. Gene Ontology annotation, biological process: cell-matrix adhesion; integrin-mediated signaling pathway.
AUUGUAUUGCAACUGGCAACACUAAUACCCGCAUCCUCAUUGCUCAGAAAUAAAACUACAUUUGACGGUUUGUCAGUUGACGUCUGGCGCGCUGUUCAGACAAACGUGUGUAUUUGUUUUUUUUGCGCUCGAAAUGCGCCUUCGGAAGUGACAUUUUUUAGUGUAAAAGUGUUCAAGAACUCGUGAAAAAUGUUGGCGGACGGCGAAGUUGUUGGUGACGGUUCAUGGAACCUCACGAUUUACGUGACAGAUCUAAACGAAAAACGCACAAUGGUCGUGAAAGGAGACAUGCACAUCGGCGGGGUAAUGCUGAAACUGACUGAGAGCUUCGGUAAAGAGUUCAAGAAAGACUGGUCAGACCACGCACUGUGGUGGCCCACGCGGAACAAAUGGCUAUCCCGGCCGAAGCACACAUUAGACCAGUACGGAGUCCACGCGGACGCGGCCCUACACUUCACACCCAUGCACAAACCACUCCGGAUCCAGCUGCCAGAUCUCAGAUAUAUCGACUGCAAGAUAGACUUCUCUAUCGACACUUUCAGCGCUGUUGUGCAACUUUGCAAGAGUCUCGGUAUACGUCAUCCAGAAGAACUGUCACUAUGCUAUCCCCUCGAGCCGUCACACCUAAAACAGAACUACCAGAAUCUGAAAGAAGCGAAGAGGAUAAAAAACCUGCAGCCGCCAGAUACGAACACGUUCAUAGCAGCCACUCGCGGCUCGUCGAACAGUCUGGACCGGUCGAAUGGACCGUGUCCCGCGACGCCGCCGCCGCCGAGGUCGCUCUCUGCGACCCCCGUUGCAUCACAACAGAACGGCACACUCCGCCGCUACGGCACGCACAUCUACAGCACGCAGAGCGACGGGUCAAGCGACGGUGGUUACUGCGGCACUCCCCCUCGCGCCGCCUCGCUCGACGCGCUUGACUCUCUUGCCGAGUUGUCGCUCGCUGACUCACCGCUGGAGCCCGACAGCCAGUCCCGGGAAUCCCUGCUCACGCCCAAAUCGCUCAUAGAACGCGCUAGAAUGAAUGUCGGUUGGCUCGACUCAUCACUGUCGAUAAUGGAGCAGUACGUGCGCGAGUGGGACACGCUGCAGCUGCGCUUCAAGUUCUACUCGUUCUUCGACCUGACGCCGCGCCAGCAGGACGCGCCGCGCCUCAACCAGCUGUACCAGCAGGCGCGCUGGCAGAUCCUCAACCAGGAGGUCAGCUGCACCGAGGAGGAGAUGCUGCUGUUCGCUGCGCUACAGUUACAAAUCGAGUUGCAAACUCUGGCGGGCGGCAGCGCGGAGCCGGCGGAGGGUUUCGCGGCGUCGGGCAGCGGCGCAGGCGCAGGCGCGGCGCCCGAGGACGAAAUCGACGCCGCGCUGUGCGAGCUGCAGGCGCAGCUGGAGGGCGGCCCGCCCGCGCGCCACGACAUCACGCACGUGCCCGAGCUCGCGGGAUACCUCAAGUAUCUCAGGCCUAAACGCUUCACGUUGAAGGCGUACAAGCGCGGCUGGGUGUCGUGUCGUGAUGGAGUGCUGCGCAUACACUCCUCGCAAGAGGCGGCCGCGAAGGGAGAACCGCCUUCUUACGCUGUCGAACUCCGUGGAGCUGAGGUGACCCCAGACGCCCACCCCGCUUCCGGUAGAUAUAGCAUCAAACUGGAAGUGCCCGCCGAAGACGCGAUGCACGAAAUGUGGCUCAAAUGUGAAAGUGAGGAGCAGUACGCGGAGUGGGUGGCGGCGUGCCGGCUGGGGUCGCGCGGGCGCUCGCUGGCGGACGCGACGUUCGGCGCGGAGGCGAGCGCGGUGCGCACGCUGCUGGCGCUGCAGCGGCCGCAGCCCGGCGCCGCGCCCGCCGCGCACCUGCCGCACCUCGACCAUCUGCAGCCCGACAACUACCUCGCGCCCAGAUACCUCAAGAAACUCAAGGGCAAGUUCACCCAACGCGUCUUGGAAAGCCACGCGAACGUGAAAGACCUGCCGUUACUAGAAGCCAAGCUGCAAUACAUCAAGACGUGGCAGAACCUCGCCGACUAUGGACAGACUCUGUUCGUUGUUCGGUUCAUGGGUCACCGCAAGGAUGAGAUCAUCGGCAUUGCGAACAACAGAAUCAUGCGACUCGACCCCAACACAGGCGACCAUAUCAAGACAUGGAGAUUUAGUACUAUGAAGGCAUGGAACGUAAACUGGGAGAUAAAGCACAUGAUGGUGCAGUUUGAAGAGGGUAACAUCAUAUUCUCCGUUCAGUCGGCCGAUUGCAAAGUAGUUCACGAGUUCAUCGGAGGCUACAUCUUCUUGUCUAUGCGUUCCAAGGACGCCAACCAAACCCUCGACGAAGAAUUAUUCCACAAGCUCACUGGUGGCUGGACAUAAGCCUCUAUAUUUAUAAAAAUAUCUAUGGUUUUGUAGUUAAACAUUGCAGAACUUUUACGAAAAAAAAAAACACCUACGUUAUGGUGAAUAUAAUUAAGUUUACAAAGUAAAAAAUUAAAUACCAAUGUAUUAUAAGAUAGUUUAUGUGCCUAUUAA